CCCCCCGCGCCGCCGCCGCCGCCUUCGCCGCCUCCCCGGCCCCGCGGCCCCUCGGCAGCACCGGCACCCCCGGCACCCCCGUGCUCGCUGAGUGCCCCAGCAACGACGAUGAGCGCGAGAGGCGCCAGCGCCGCCGCUCCAGGGCCGUGGACUCGUCGCUGCAGGGCCUCGGCUCCCCCGCGCCCAGGCCCGAGAGCUGGCAGCCCCCGCUGCCCCAGUGGAGCAACGCGCAGAUCGCGGAGCACUACAGCACCUGUAUCAAGCUCUGCAGCGAGAACAAAAUCACCACCAAAAAUGCCUUUGGGCUGCACCUGAUCGAUUACAUGACCGAGAUCCUGAAGCAGAAGAACUCAGAGCUCACCAACUUCAAGGUGGCAGCGGGAACCCUGGAUGCCAGUGCCAAGAUCUACGCUGUGCGCGUGGAUUCCGUCCACGCCGACACCUACAGGGUCCUGGGCAACCUGGGCAAGGACUCAGCCCCUGCCAAGGACCCGCAGAGCCCCGAGGAAGGCUCCAGCCCAGCCCCCGAGGCCGCCCGGAAGGCGCAGCCCAGGAAGAAACAAACCUUCCGAACCAUCGAGCACAACCUGAACAACAUCAACCUUCCCGAGGCCUCCCGCGGCUCUGAGGUGGAUCCCAUGUUCCAGAGGGCGGCCGCCUCCUUCGACGAGUGCAGCACGGCCGGGAUCUUCCUCACGGGGCUGCGCUCCCAGAGUUUCCAGAGCCGGCUCCUCUUCCACUCUGGGAUUAUCCCUCUGCCCUCCUCGGACACCCCGGCCCUGCCCAGCUCGGAUCCCGUCCCAGUGGCUGAUCUAAAAGCCCUGCUGGCCCAGUGCCUGGAAAAAACGCCGAUCUGCUCCUCCCUGGCCGGAUUCCAGUUCAGCAACUGGGAUGAGGAGUCCCACAGCGAGUCGGUGUCGGCGCUGCUGGAGAAGUUCCGGAAGAGCGAGCAGGUCUUUGAUCCCAACGUGGAGCUGGACAGCGACGACGGGGAGGGCGCUGCCCCCCCGGAAUUCCAGCUGGAAUCCCCCGGGAGCACGGCCGGAGAGAGGAUCGGGGAAUUCCCGGAGAACCUCGGCUCCUUCGGGAGCAGGAGGACUGACGGAGCUCCUUUGGGAGAGGGAGACAUCACCACCAUGAGCCUGCACCUAUCCAUGAAUCCCGGGGAAUAUUCCUACUUCAGCCCUCGCACGCUCUCCAUGUGGGCCGGCCCCGAGCACUGGCGCUUCCGGCCCCGCCACAGGCCAGACACCGGCUCCGAGAGGGAAUCCCGCCGGAGGAAUCCCAGGAAGGUUUUCGAGCUGGAUUUCGAGGAGGACGUCGACUUCGAGCCCCAUUUCCGUAAGACCAAGGCAUCCACAACUCUGGCCAAAUCCAUCCUGGAGAGCCAGAACGUCCGGAGCACCACGCUCCCUGCCGACUUCCACUACGACCCCAAGAACAUGGCACAGCUCUUCCUCAAACCCACGGUCAGGCUCAGCCAGAGCUCGGAGCCGGUGGGGACCUUGGAUAGCGAGGGCCGGAUUGGGGACUACGACUACAACAACCCCAGCGACACCUGCAACUUCUGCCCCGCGCUGCAGGACCCCGACAGCGACGACGACCCCGAUCCCGCGGAAUUCCAGGGCGAGGCCGGGGAGUUCAACCUCACCGCUCAUCCCGAGGCUCCGGAGCGCACCGGGAUCAACGGGGGUCGUCACCGGGAUCGUCAACGGGGGUCGUCAACGGUCGGGGACAUACCCACCUACGGAGAGCUGACCCUCAUCGCUGAGCCCCAGAAGAUCAAUAGGAUCGCCAUCCAGUACGCCAGGACCGCCAAGAAGAUGGACAUGAGGAGGCUGAAGAGGAACAUGUGGGAGCUGCUGACGGGAGCGGGGGAAGAGGUGGGAGGAGCCGGGGAAGAGCCGGACACGGCGGCGGUGGCCGGAGAGAAGGUCCUGAGUGACGUCACCAAGGAGCUGCUCCACAGGCUCCCCCCUGCCAUGGCCACCAACCUCUCCGUGCCCUUGGCCUUCGUGUGCCUGCUGCAUCUGGCCAACGAGAAGAACCUGAAGCUGCAGAGCACGGAGGACCUGUCGGAUAUCCUGGUGCAACAGGGAGACUGAUCCGGCUCUGGAGCAGCCCUGGGAUGAUCCCAGGCCGGAGCUCGGGCGUUCCCGGCGGGCUGGCCUCGCUCCGCACUCCUGCAGGGGC
Messenger RNA from Corvus hawaiiensis (hawaiian crow), 2193 nucleotides. It is a transcript of the gene NCAPH, whose product is annotated as non-SMC condensin I complex subunit H. The record is from RefSeq and is a predicted model, not a curated record. Gene Ontology annotation, biological process: mitotic chromosome condensation. Gene Ontology annotation, cellular component: condensin complex. Gene Ontology annotation, molecular function: chromatin binding. NCBI's taxonomy places the organism in Eukaryota, Metazoa, Chordata, Aves, Passeriformes, Corvidae.